Molecule: messenger RNA, 2028 nt
Organism: Erpetoichthys calabaricus (reedfish)
Lineage: Eukaryota; Metazoa; Chordata; Cladistia; Polypteriformes; Polypteridae
Product: coagulation factor XIII B chain-like
Exons: 12
Coding region: 73-2013 (646 amino acids)
Source: RefSeq, a predicted model, not a curated record
GGUGGUGCAAUAACUGAGUUUAUAAAAACAGAUUGAAUCACAAUGCUUAUUAGCAAGUGAAUUCGUGUCAAAAUGAGAGCAGUUUUCACAACUCUGUUGAUCCUGGUAUUGCACUGUACGCACUGCAUGUUGGAUUCCAGAACAGACAAAGAUAAUCUGGAAGUCUGCACUUUGUCCAGUGUUACUAAUGGAUCUGUUCCUAAUGUCAAGGAUAAAUAUUUACCUGGAGAAAUAGUAUUGUAUUCUUGUGAGGCGGAAUAUGUUUCAAUCACAGGACUUCAGUGGGGGGCCUCACAGUGUAAGUCUGGAGAGUGGCAUCCUGUCCCACAAUGCACCAAGAAAACUUGUGAGCAGCCAAGUAUUUCUGAUGGUUGGAUCAAAAAUGCUAAACAUGCUUAUGAUAUUGGGACUACCCUAGAGUAUGAAUGCUAUGGAAAUCUUGUUCCUGCUCAAGAGAAGUCAGUUUGCACCAUUGACGGCUGGAGUUCACAACCCCUGUGUCAAGUUAAACCAAAGGUCUGCAUUUUGCCUGAUAUCACACAUGCCUAUUUAUUUAAUAAAAAGAAAGAGUACAAUCCUGAAGAAAUAUUAACUUUCACUUGUGAUACUGGCUAUAAAUCAAACACAAGAAGUUGGUGGGGUGGGACGCAGUGUAAAGCUGGAGAAUGGCAACCCACACCUGAAUGUAUUGAUGAAGGAACAGUUUGCCCUGACCCACCACGUGUGGAGAAUGCCAUAAUCACACAAUUGCCUAAGCUCUUUGUUAAUCAGGACACCGUGGAAUAUGUCUGCAUACACACGAAUGAAAGGCACAACAUUACCUGUGUAAAUAGGACCUGGACGAGUGCACCUUCCUGUUCAAUCACAUGCUCCACAUUAAUACAGGAUAGAACAAUUAUAUUUACUCCAGAGAGACGUCAAAUCAGAAAACUGUGGACGUAUUCAUAUUCAUAUUCAUUUCCUCAUGAAGAUGUAAUACAAUACUCAUGCAUUGAAGGCUACAAACCAGAUACAAAAACCAAAAUAACCUGUGGUGUUAAGGGCUGGGAGCCAUCACCAAAAUGUAGUGAGAUAAUCUGUGAUAAACCAGAUAUAACUGCUGGAUAUGUCCAAAGUGGAAAAGCACAGUAUAAAUAUAAAGAAAGACUGCUGUAUGCUUGUCACAAAAACUUUAAACCUACAGGAGUUAGUUCAACCUGUACAGAACAGGGAUGGAAUCCAGUACCAGUCUGUGAAUCAUUUACAUGUGAACGGCCUAACACUGAAUAUGUUGGUAAUACCAAUAACAGCAAAUACAUCAUCGAUGAGACCAUUGACCUAGAAUGUCCAAAGGGUUAUAAAACUAAAACUAAUGAACAACGAGAGACACUUACUUGUACAGAAUCAGGCUGGCAGCCACCAGUGCUAUGUGAACCAAUCAUGUGCUCUAUAAAUGAACAGGAUAGAAGAAUUGUGUUUAAUCCAAGUAGACGUCUAAUUAGACAAGGGUGGUCAUUUUCACAUUCAUAUUCAUUUCCAUAUGAAGAAGUAAUUCAAUACUCAUGCACUGAUGGAUUCAAACCAGUGACAAAAACACAGAUAACCUGUCGUCUCAAGGGCUGGGAUCCUUCUCCAAAAUGUAUCGAUGGAAGAUGUUCCCUGCCUCCUAAAAUUGACAAUGGAGACAUACAAUAUGAUAUUAACUCAUGGUAUAAACAUGGUGCUGAAGUUACAUAUCAGUGCAAAGAGAACUAUGUGAUGGAAGGUGACAGUGUUAUCCAAUGUUCCAUGGGAGUCUGGUCCAAACCACCUCAGUGCAUGAAGGCCUGUUAUUUGAAAAUUCAGGAAAAAGCAAUUAUACUCAAGCACGGAAAUGAAGUGAAAAUACUCUGUCCAUCUGGGAAUCCAACAACAAUAAGGUGUGAAAAUGGCCAAAUACUUAAUACAUGUAAGUAUAAUACAAUUAUUUUCAAAAUCCAUUCAGUUUUGCCUCUUUUAAUUUGUUCUAAAACUUUACACCUAAGUACAAACUGAGAUCUCUAUCUAUAA